Messenger RNA from Vespa velutina, 3513 nucleotides. Its product is annotated as pickpocket protein 19-like. Lineage: Eukaryota; Metazoa; Arthropoda; Insecta; Hymenoptera; Vespidae. The transcript is spliced from 9 exons. Gene Ontology annotation, molecular function: ligand-gated sodium channel activity. Bases 1243 to 2871 code for a protein of 542 amino acids. The record is from RefSeq and is a predicted model, not a curated record. Gene Ontology annotation, biological process: sodium ion transmembrane transport. Gene Ontology annotation, cellular component: membrane.
AUGUUAAUAAAAGGGAAAGGCAAAGAAAAGGAAAGAAGAGAAAAGAAAAAAAAAACAACAAGGAAAAACGACAAAUAAAAAGAGCCGACGAGAACGAAAAAUCGAAUCGAUUGGACUGGGAGACAUAAAUCUUACGAUACUUCACGAAGCGGUUAGCGGAGUCGUUAAAACUUAAUGGCGCUUAAAUCCGACGAAUUGAGCGUGAAGCCAUCGAUAACCUCGCCUUCUACUAUUCGUUCUAACAUUUUUUUUGUCUUCUUCUAUCUUUUUCAAAGCAAACUGUGGAAAGAGAGAGCGAGAGAGAGAGAGAGAGAGAGAAAGAAAGAGAGAGAAAUGAAAUCGCGAUAAGAAAGAAAUGCUUAUGAUAAAUUCCUCGUGAUUGAUGGGGUUGCUUGGUGAUAAACAAAAAAACAAAGCAAAGGAAGAAGAAAAAAAAAGAAAAAAAAAUAGCUCAUUUGUGGCACGAUCUAGCAGCCUACUUUCGAAGAGCUUCUUCAUUAUUCGCGGACAUCGAGAUCAGGCAUCUGUCUGUCUAUCUCUCUCCUUCUCUCUCGUUCGUGCCAAUGCUGUUUGCCCAACAAUCACGUUAAACGGAUUAUCUUGAUCACGUCGGAUGAACGAUCAAAUAUGUGCCGGCUUUUCCUCGACCGACGGCGGGACCUUCGCAAGCGGAUAAUUGAUUGGAUUCUAUUUGCACUGAUCCGCUGAUACAGAAGAACAAAAAGAGAAAGAGAGAGAGAGAGAGAGAGAAAAAGAGAGUGGAAGAGGAACAAGGAUACAUUUACACCCACGAAAGCUUUUGACCUUUUUUAUACGCUAUCAUUCAGUCCAAACCUUGCCUACCUACAACGAACAUCCUAUCUUUCGUGCUUGAAUCUAAAUACGGCUACUUUAUCGAUAGCUAUCGAAAGAGUUUACAAGAUUUUCUAUAAAAAUUUAAAGAAAAGUGAUAUCGAUUCGAAGGAAACCUGCAAGCAAGGAUUCUAAUCGUGGUGAAAUAAUUAAACGCUAAGGAAGGAGAACGAGCAAGAGAAAGGUGGAAGAGGAGGAGGAGGAGGAGAAGGAGGAAGAAAAGGGUAGAGAAAAGGAGGGCGAAAGCACGUUAAUCGUUAAGAGAUCGUUGAACCUGAUAAAUUAGGGAGUUCAUAGAUAUCUAUAUAUAGAGAGCUAGACUCUUUGUGAGAACUCACACUUUGGAGAAUUUUACGAAGGAAAGAGAAAAAAAAAAAAAGAUAAAAUAGAAUGAUGCCUUUAAAAAAAGAAACUAUUAGAAUCACGAGAGUGUUCAUGAAAUACCGAAAAGGAAAAGGACAACGACGAAAACGAUUCGAAAGUUUCUGCCAGACUUUGCAAUGCUAUUGCUCUCAUACAACUGUCCACGGCUUGAGAUAUGUCUCGGAUAAAGAAUUAAGUUACUUCGAGAGACUUUUCUGGCUGUUUAUAGUAGUUCUUUCGUCGAUUUUUGCCAUUGGAACGAUCUACAUGAUAGCCGAAGAAUUUCAGACUUAUCCAACGUCCUCGAGCAUAGAAUCAACGAAUUACAAAAUUUCUGGUAUACCCUUUCCAAGUGUGGCCAUUUGUCCGAAUCAACACGUCGAUUGGAAUACGGCAAUGGAUCUCGAGAAAAAAAUCUUUUCUAAUUCUACGAAAGAAAGCAGUGUCACGACUUUUCGUGAAUUACUAGAGAAACUAUCGAUCAUAAAUCUUGGUGAUUUCGAUCUUUUUAUGUUCCUAAAGAAUCGAGAUCUUGACGAACUCGCUGAUAUCAACGUGACGAGAAUACUUCUGGAAACGAUACCAAAGUGUUCAGAUCUCUUCUCUCGUUGUUGGUGGCGAAACUCUUAUCGUGACUGCUGUGAGAUCUUCGAGGUUCAAAAGACAGAGUAUGGCUUUUGUUACUCCUUCAAUUCGGAGUUGUCAGAAGAACGGAGAGAUCAAAUUGAAGACAAGGAAACGCGACCGCGAAGAACAUCUGGUUACGGCGAAUGGAGCGGCGUUCAACUGAGGAUGAAUUUGGAGAAUAUAAAAAAACCACCAAAUUCUAAAGAAAUGGACGGUGGAAACGUGAUGAUACAAGGACCGAGAGUUUGGCCUAACAGCGGCACCAUGACACCAGUCGGCGUUAUUCUCAACAUCGCCUUAGACUGUAUUUCGGGAUAUGCGACACAGCGAGUCCUCGAGCUCGACAACGACAGGAUGCCGUGCAAAUACGACGAGAACGGACUUUAUAACCAGCAAACCUGCAUAUCUUUUUGCAAGCGAGCUUACGCGGUCAAGUACUGCGGCUGCAAUCCGUCCUUUCUAUUUCCAUCCAUUACUACCGUUCGUGAUUGUAAUAUCAAAGAUCUAAUUUGUCUCGCAGAGAAUAACGAUAUAUUCAAUUCGUAUUAUCUGCUCCAAGACAAGCAGAUACUCGAUGACAAACCAGGAAUGUUAUGCGAUUGUCCACCAGAAUGCGAGUAUUAUUUCUACAAACCACGAUUGACAGUAGUACCGAUAUCAGGAAGCAAGGAUAUCAUCGUGGACAUACAUUUCGAGACGCAAACGAGCUUUCGAUAUAAGACCGACAUUGUCUUAACGAAACUCGACCUCCUUGUAUCAUUCGGCGGCAUUAUCGGCUUGUUUCUCGGAGGUUCUCUUCUAAGCGCGGUGGAGCUCAUUUACUAUCUUCUAGUUCUCCUGUAUUGUUGUGUUUCUUCCUGGUACAAGUCGGCUAAGCGAAAAGUUAACGUUCAAGGAGAGAGCGAAUCUGUGGUAACGGUAAUUCCAAGAUUACCUAUUCUGGAUUAUGGACCCCUGAAAUCGCAAUCGAGGAAGAUUCCGAAUCUACUCGUCUACGAUUACGAGAAGCAGAAACCCGACAGAUAUUGAAGCAAUCACGAUGAAAUUACGGAUUUUCUAGAAACCUGAAAAGUGUAUGGAGAACAGGAAGAUAAGUGCAGAGUAAACAACUUCAUUAAAUCGGUACUAAGAAAUCCGGAAAAAGCGACUAACAAGGAGAAAGGGUAAGGAACAGCUGUAGAAAGUGCGCAGAAACGUCACGUGACGAGACAAGUACCACUUCACAUUUCUCUCUCUUUCUCUCUCUGUCUCUCUCUCUCUCUCUCUCUCCCCCCUUCUUCUCUUUCCCUCUUUCUCUUGUCGGAGAUACAUCACGCGUACCAAGUAAAAUCGUUCCAUAGUUUCCGUAUUUUCGUCUUUACCACCAUGGGAAUGCUUCGCAUCCGGUACUAAGGGUAAGAUGGGACUAAAUGUACGCGGCUGUCUAACGGGCCUCCCAUUUAGCCAUUUAUUAUUUACGAUGAGUAUACUGAAGAGCUAAAGGUAAGACGUGCAAGAAGGACGGAUGAAAGAAAAGAUAGAGAGGAGUUGAGUAGAGGUGAGAAGUAACCUUGUGUUUCGUUCAUAACAUAACAACGUCGAGAGUGUAUAUACGGCGACGAACGGGGACUUUAGUAUUUGUAUAAUAUGAAUAUGAAAAUAUAUUCAGUAUAUGUAUACUACUUUUAUAUU